AUGGGUUUGUCCACAGACGAAAAGCCCAAACAACCUCCGGCUAAGCCCGAGGCCGAGAGCAGCGCACGACCACCUUCCUACGGCGAGCACGAAGUGCGUCCGCUCGAGCUGCCCCUACUGAACCUCUCUAAACCCAAGACCGGGGUUUGUAUGAUUACGAGCGACCAGUGUGUCGCACACCUCAAGUUCCUGGCUGUCCUGGCAGACCUACGCGACACAAUAUCCAGCGCUGACGGCCUCUUCGGUAUUUAUGACUCCGAGGCCGACCGCUACCCAUACUCAACCGAUGAGGCCCGAGUCCGCAUUCGCGAGAAGCGAUGGGCCGUGUAUACGGCACGCGCGGUCGACCGGUACACCGAAUGGUGGUUUAAGUGCUUGCCGAUGUCAAGACCCUUGGCCACCAUCAGCGACUUGACACAUCCAUCGUACACAACUGUCACAAACUGCGAGACUAUGAUUUUGUGGGACGAGAAAAACAUGCCCCCCAUCGAUAUUCUGAUGGUCUGGCAUUCUCACAUGCUCAAUCCAAGAAGCUUCCUCGAAGACUGCAUCCGCUAUGGCAAGAUGAGUACCUGGAAAACUGGGUUUCCCUUCGAGGCCGUGGAUCGGUGUAUCAACAACCACACGCUGGAGUACACGGUCAGCGGUGAAGCGAUGCGGCUGUUCGCGCAGCAGAUAAACCUUCAAUGGGACAACCUGUACGACCCACCAACCAAGGAAAUUGCGUGCCCGCGCUGUCGGGUGGUGAAUUCCGUACCAUGGACGAAAGGUGACAUCGGGGCCUCUGUCGCAACCGCCUUCAAGGAAGGGACCGGUUAUGCCGACCACUCAUUUCUGGCUAUUUGCACGAAAUGUCACCUUUCAAUCGAUCAUGGCCGACUCAAAGUGGAGAAAUUCCGCAGAGACGUCGGGGCGGUGUUGCGAGACCAACACCCGAUGCCGGGAUCAUUCUAUAACAUCAAUGGUGUCCCCGAGGGAAUGCCUGUAACGGCAAACCAGCUCAAUCACCGGCACAUGAUGUAUCCUACCCGAUUUAUCCAAGCCGCUGGAGAUGACUUGUACAAAUUCACGGACCCUCGUUUGGAUUGGUGCCAGGACAUGAGCCACUUGCGCAAGCAGCUUGAAGCCAAUCUAAAGGACAAGAAAGUGAUCGCGGCGGCGAACGAGGGCUCGAUUCGGCUUAACAUGCGACCGGGACAGAAGGUGCAUUUCCGGCGCAUGAUGUCGCGGUACUGGGACAAUCUGGGACCGUUCGCGCUCGACCUCGUGGGCGCGGUGAUUCGGCAGGGGGUUUUCGUUCAAAAGAUGGACAACAUUGACUGGCUCCACUCGCCGACCGUCAUGGAUACUGCGAACCGCAUAGUCGACAAGUACCGGGUCUUCUUCCGCAUCAUGAUGGAGAACCCACGCCACAUGGCUGUGCCUACCCUCGAUGUCGAUCUGGGCUGGCACACGCACCAGCUCAUGCCGUCGUACUACUAUGAACGCAGCACGGCGCAGCCCAGCACGGGCGGCACGUACAUCUUCAUCGAUCACGACGACAAGGUCGAUGAGAACAAGCUCUCCGAUGGUUUCGAAUGGACCAGCAAGAUGUACCGCCGGAUGACGGACGGCGGCAUCUACAGCGAGUGCACGUGCUGGUAUUGUGAGGCGACCCGUGUCCCAGACCUGUACGACCGGAUAUUCAGCGUGGGCUCGGCCUCGCGCGCCCGCAACGCCGCCGAGGCCCUGCACGAUCGGCCGGAUAUUUCAUCAGACCCAGACAAGAACCCGCACAUCUCCGCGCAUAACGCCAUCCGCCCGGUGCAGAGGUACGUCGGAGACGGAAGGAUCGGAAGCAUCCAGCGAAUCCGCCUGAACAAGAACUACGAGAAACUCGCCCGGCGGGCUGAGAAGCGCGGCCGUCAACGCUCCGACUCCAAGUCGACCAGAGAUGGCGGGGUUGAGCCCAACUAUGCCAUGCCGAUUGCGUUUGGCUAUGCCAUGGCCGUGCCCUACUACGGGCCUUACAUGGCCGAUCCUUGUGUCAGCGCUGAUGCCUACGCCACUAACCCGGGCUGUAUGAACGUCGCCCCCGGCGGCGCCGGCAACUGCUGCUCUGGAACUUGCGGGGGCGGGGUUGCUGCGGGCUCCUGUGGUGGCGUAGGAUCCGGGGCUGCGUGUGCCGCUGGAUGUAGUGGUGGAUCUGGCGGAGGGUGCGCUGGAGGGGGAUGUGGCAGUGGAGGAUGCGGAGGUGGCGGUGGUGGAGGUGGCUGUGGUGGUGGUGGUGGCGGUGGCUGUUAA
This is a messenger RNA of Penicillium alfredii, 2283 nucleotides long. RefSeq lists its product as uncharacterized. Lineage: Eukaryota; Fungi; Ascomycota; Eurotiomycetes; Eurotiales; Aspergillaceae. The transcript is spliced from 3 exons. The coding region runs from base 1 to 2283 and encodes 760 amino acids. The record is from RefSeq and is a predicted model, not a curated record.